Molecule: messenger RNA, 995 nt
Organism: Myotis lucifugus (little brown bat)
Lineage: Eukaryota; Metazoa; Chordata; Mammalia; Chiroptera; Vespertilionidae
Product: transient receptor potential cation channel subfamily M member 1-like
Exons: 7
Coding region: 122-979 (285 amino acids)
Biological process (GO): calcium ion transport into cytosol
Molecular function (GO): calcium channel activity
Source: RefSeq, a predicted model, not a curated record
GGAGAGCAGAGAGCUGGAGACGCCGCCGGAGAAAUGGUCUGUGGGCAGACACACCCAGGGCUACCCGACCGACGCCUACGGGACGCUGGAGUUCCAGGGCGGCGGAUACUGCAACAAAGCCAUGUACAUCCGCGUGUCCUACGACACCAAGCCGGACGCCCUGCUGCACCUGAUGGUGAAGGACUGGCAGCUGGAGCUCCCCAAGCUCCUCAUCUCCGUGCACGGCGGCCUCCAGAGCUUCCAGAUGCAGCCCAAGCUGAAGCAGGUGUUCGGCAAGGGCCUGGUCAAGGCCGCCGUGACCACGGGCGCCUGGAUCUUCACGGGCGGCGUCAGCACGGGGGUCAUCAGCCACGUCGGGGACGCCCUGAAGGACCACUCCUCCAAGUCCCGGGGCCGGGUCUGCGCCAUCGGCAUCGCCCCCUGGGGCCUCGUGGAGAACAAGGAAGACCUGAUCGGGAAGGACGUGACGAGACUCUACCAGACCAUGUCCAACCCGCUCAGCAAGCUGUCCGUGCUCAACAGCGCCCACACGCACUUCAUCCUGGCCGACAACGGCACGCUGGGCCGCUACGGCGCCGAGGUGAAGCUCCGGCGGCAGCUGGAGAAGCACAUCUCCCUGCAGAAGAUCAACACACGGCUGGGCCAGGGGGUGCCGGUCGUGGGCCUGGUGGUGGAGGGCGGCCCCAACAUCUUCUCCGUGGUCCUGGAGUACCUCCGCGAGGAGCCGCCCGUCCCCGUGGUGGUCUGUGACGGCAGCGGGCGGGCCUCAGACAUCCUGUCCUUCGCGCACAAAUACUGGUCAUCGGCGAACCGCUCCGGGACCAGCUGCUGGUCACCAUCCAGAAGACCUUUAACUACAGCAGGACGCAGGCGCUGCAGCUGCUGGCGGCCGUCGCGGAGUGCAUGCGGAAGAGGGACCUCGUCACGGUGUUUCGGAUGGGAGCCGAGGGCCAGCAGGACAUGGAGAUGGCGAUUCUGACUGCCCUGCUGAAAGG